GUCGGGCCGUAUUUAGAAGAUUGGGAUAUAUUUACUCAGUUUAGUGAACUCCGAGAAAUGUCUGAAAGUACUUACAAUUAUUUAUGUCUUCUGGGAGGGACAGUAGCUUCUGCGGCAUGUCUUCACCAGACCAGUUUGCUGUUUGGAGCUCGAGUCAGACCUUCACAAGUUGUUUUUCUCUUCAUCGGAGCGGUUUCAGCACAUCAGGGUUGCCUCUGCCCUUUGGCUCAGCCCUCAGCUGCCGUUCUAAGGAAGCCUUUGCCCUUCGUGAAAUCAGUGCUGCCUAGGCUGUAUGGGAGCUGCUUAGAGGCAGUCUCGUUGGGGAGGUCAGGAGAGAGAAUCGUAUCCCUCUUCUGCAAGGAGCUCCAAUUUCAAAGACUUACCAGAGAACUGGAAGUGGAAAGGCAAAUUGUGGCUAAUCAGCUAGAAAGAUGUAGGCUUGGAGCAGAGUCACCAAGUAUCGCCAGCACAAGCUCUACUGAGAAAUCAUUUCCUUGGAGAUCAUCAGAUGCUCCAGCCACCAGUGCAAACAAACCCCGCGUGCCAGAGAGUGCUCAUACCAAUGCCUAUCACGUCAGAGCAGAACCGGAGCAAGGGAACCUCUACUCUCCGGAACAGACAUCUCUCCAUGAAAGGUCUGUAGGUAACUCAAGAAGUUCAACACAAAUGAAUUCUUAUUCUGACAGCGGGUACCAGGAAGUAAGCAGUUUCCAUAACAGCCAAAACUUGAGCAAAUCAGAAAACAGACAACAGCAUUCCGUUAUUGGAACAGCUAAUAACCACUUGGUGAGAAGUUCACGAGCUGAAGGACAGGCUUUAGUUCAGCCUUCAGUAAAUAUUGCUGCCAACCGAACCAUGAGACGCGUUAGCUCCGUUCCAUCCAGAGCGCAGUCUCCCUCCUACGUGGUCAGCACAGGUGUUUCUCCUUCACGGGGGUCGCUGCGAACGUCCCUGGGUAGCGGGUAUGGCUCUCCGUCGGUUACCGAGCAAAGAGCCCUUACUUCUAACGCGUAUUCGUCCACUACGCUGCCGGCGCAGCGGGCUGCAUCCCCGUAUGCUGCCCAGCGACCUGCCUCCCCGACAGCUGCGCGGCGGAUAUCCAGGCAGGCGUCGCAUCCCAACGGCGGUGCUGCCCAGUACCCGACGUCGGUCAGGAUCGGCUCCCCUCUGGCCCUCACUGAUGUCCAAGCCAGAGUAGCUUCUCCCUCGCAAACCCAGCUAGGAUCUUCUUCCCCAAAACGCCCUGGCAUGACUGCAGUCCCGCAGCAUUUGGGAACAACGUUACAAAGGACAAUUCACGAUAUGGAACAGUACGGGCAGCAGUACGAGAUAUACGAGAGAAUGGUCCCUCCACGUCCAGACAGCCUUACAGGCCUGAGGAGCUCAUAUGCAAGUCAACACAGUCAAGUAGGACAAGAACUGCGAUCCACUGUGUCUCCCGACUUGCACAUCACCCCUAUCUACGAAGGCAGAACUUACUACAGUCCCGUGUACCGCAGUCCAAAUCACGGGACGAUCGAGCUGCACCAGGGAUCCCAGUCAGCCUUGUACCGAACAGGGUCAGGAGUUGGAAACCUUCAAAGGUCGUCCAGUCAGCGUAGCACACUCGCAUACCAAAGAAACAACUAUACCCUGAACACGACGGCGACCUACGCGGAGCCCUACAGGUCGGUGCCGUAUCGCCUCUCGGAGCCUGGCUACGGCAGGCUGCAGCACGCGGUGCCCGCUGACGAUGGGACGACGCGGUCGCCGUCCAUAGACAGCAUCCAGAAAGACCCCAGGGAGUUUGCCUGGCGAGAUCCAGAGCUGCCUGAAGUCAUUCACAUGCUUCAGCACCAGUUCCCAUCGGUUCAGGCGAACGCGGCUGCCUACCUCCAGCACCUGUGCUUCGGAGAUAACAAAGUGAAAACAGAGGUGUGUCGGCUAGGAGGAAUCAAGCAUCUGGUCGACCUCUUGGAUCACAGAGUCCUGGAAGUGCAGAAGAACGCUUGUGGCGCACUGAGAAACCUCGUUUAUGGAAAGUCUACUGAUGAAAACAAAAUAGCAAUGAAGAACGUUGGUGGGAUACCUGCCCUUUUACGAUUGUUAAGAAAAACUAUUGAUGCAGAAAUAAAAGAGCUUGUAACAGGGGUCCUCUGGAACUUGUCCUCGUGCGACGCGGUGAAGAUGACCAUCAUCAGGGACGCUCUGUCCACGCUGACCAGCACCGUGGUCGUGCCCCACUCCGGGUGGAACAGCUCUUCCUUCGACGAUGAUCAUAAAAUUAAAUUUCAGACUUCCCUCGUUCUGCGCAAUACUACCGGAUGCCUGAGGAAUCUAAGCUCUGCAGGUGAAGAAGCCCGAAAACAAAUGAGGUCUUGCGAAGGGCUGGUCGAUUCGCUGCUAUACGUGAUCCACACGUGUGUGAACACGUCAGAUUAUGACAGCAAGACAGUGGAGAACUGUGUGUGUACCUUGAGAAACCUUUCUUACCGUCUGGAAUUGGAGGUACCUCAGGCGCGUCUGCUGGGCAUUAAUGAAUUGGACGACUUGUUAGGAAAGGAAUCGCCUAGCAAAGAUUCAGAGCCAAGCUGCUGGGGGAAAAAAAAGAAGAAGAAAAAAAAAGCUUCACAGGAGGAUCAGUGGGAUGGAGUGGGCCCUAUACCAGGAUUUUCCAAGUCUCCUAAAGGGGUAGAAAUGCUGUGGCACCCAUCUGUGGUUAAACCGUACCUAACCCUGCUCGCGGAAAGCUCCAAUCCAGCCACCCUAGAGGGCUCCGCGGGAUCCCUCCAGAACCUUUCCGCAGGCAACUGGAAGUUUGCAGCGUACAUUCGAGCUGCUGUCAGAAAAGAAAAAGGACUGCCAAUCCUCGUGGAGCUGCUGAGAAUGGAUAACGACAGAGUUGUUUCUUCCGUGGCGACUGCCUUAAGGAAUAUGGCAUUAGAUGUUCGUAACAAGGAGCUUAUUGGUAAAUAUGCUAUGCGAGAUCUGGUGAACCGACUUCCCGGAGGCAAUGGUCCAAGCAUACUGUCUGAUGAGACCGUGGCAGCAAUCUGCUGCGCUUUGCAUGAGGUCACCAGCAAAAACAUGGAAAAUGCCAAAGCCCUCGCCGAUACUGGAGGAAUAGAAAAACUGGUGAACAUAACAAAAGGGAGAGGUGACAGAUCUUCACUGAAAGUGGUCAAGGCAGCUGCCCAGGUACUGAAUACGUUAUGGCAAUACCGAGACCUCCGUAGCAUUUAUAAAAAGGAUGGAUGGAAUCAGAGUCAUUUUAUUACACCAGUGUCAACACUAGAGCGAGAGAGAUUCAAAUCGCAUCCUUCUUUAUCGACAACAAACCAACAGAUGUCACCUGUCAUACAGUCAGUUGGCAGCACAUCCUCAUCACCGGCUUUAUUAGGAAUUAGAGAACCCCGCUCUGAAUAUGAUAGAACACAACCCUCUCUGCAGUAUUACAAUAACCAAGGUGAUGUCAUUACACAUAAAGACAUAUAUACUGGUUCCAGCAAACCUUCACCAAUUUACAUCAGUUCCUAUUCCUCACCAGCAAGAGAACAAAAUAGACGACUACAGCAUCAGCAAUUGUACUACAGUCAAGAGGAUACCAACAGAAAAAACUACGAUGCAUACAGGUUAUAUUUGCAGUCCCCACAUAGCUAUGAAGACCCGUAUUUUGAUGAUCGAGUUCACUUUCCUGCUACUUCAGAUUACACAACACAAUAUGGACUGAAAUCAACCACAAAUUAUGUAGACUUUUAUUCCACCAGACGAUCUUCUUAUAGAGCAGAACAAUACCCAGGUUCACCCGACUCCUGGGUGUAGCAUUAAAGAAAAAAAAAACAGUAUAUUUCUCAUCUUGCUUGAGAAGAAGUGGAAUGGCCUCAUUUGCUGUUUUGGUGAUGAAAUGUGAAAGUGAAAUAAAGGAAGGAACAAAGAAGAUUUUUUUUUUUAUAAGGAAUUAUGAGGAAGGUGCAAGAAAAACUGGAAGGGAUGGGGUUUUUUGCUCUGUUUAGAUGUUAGGUAUAAUUACUUGUAGCUCCUGUAGUCUGGUGAGGGUGUGGGCGAUGUGAUGAAAGGUUUGAGAAUUGAGUAAAAUGAAUUCCAAAAGUGUGUAGGUCAGAGCAAAUUAAAGCUGAUUUUUUUAAUGUGAAUAAAAGUCUUGUUCUGAUAGUUUGUACAGAAAAAAAUAAAAUGGAUGCCCUGGUUUUAUUGCUAUUACUAAAUGUCAAGAUUGUAUGCUAUUACGUCUUGUAAAUUUAUUUUGUUGGUGUAAAUAUGGAAAUGCCACAUUGGUUAAAAGUGCCAUCAUUUGUAAUGCAGUGUGUCAUUUUAAAACACAUUUGAAACAUCAUACAAAAAAAAAAUCCAAGAAAGUGUUAUAAAUUAAAAAAAAAACCUUUUUAAAAUGAAUAGUGUAAAUCUGAAGCACAAAGUCCAGUCCAGUAUAUCUACACCUUUCCCAUUCCCUGCCUCUUUCAUAAGAAACUUCACUGCCAUUUUCUAUUCACAUGGAAGAACAAUAAAUAUGGAAGUCUCAUCCAUGGAAAGUUGUUCCCUGUUCCUUUUUUUUUAUUUUCUGCGUGUGAUAUUCAGAAAAAAAUACAGUGAAUGUGAAGUCAAAUUGCAUGUUAUAAGCAGGUUAAAUAUAUCAAAACCAUUUUGGCCGUUUUCCCAGCUUCCUACAGUUUGUUCAGGCUGGCCUACCAAAGCGUGAAAUUAUGCACUUUCCUCUCUUUUUUCCCCUAGACUAGUAUUUUUACUUUUGAUAUGGGCAAUCCAAGAUAUUUCACAACACUACCCUGUUGUCUUGCCACCAUUUCCUCUACUCCUUCCCUUGCUCCCCUGCAAAGAAAAUUAAGAUCAUCUUGCUUUCAUAGAAAUUACAGUCUCCAUUCCGACUAGCUGAAGAAUGUUUUGCUUAGAUCUAUUUACAAUCCCAAUUUUUAAUUUUUUUAAAAAGUAACUAAAUCGUAUACUUUCUUCAUGCUUUAGGGUCUAUUAACUUUACACUGUCUGUAAUCAUAAGUAUCAUUACCCAUCACUGCACUAUUGCAUCAAUCAAAUGAGAAAAGCUGAGCAGAAUUGCUCUCAAGUUCAGAUAGCAAGCCAAAUUCACUUUUCCUGCUGCUGCCCCCGAUUGUAAAAGGGAAAAGAAAUGAAGGACAACAGCCCAAUAAAAGUAAUGAAUUAGAUCUUGACUUCCGUGUAGAGCUAUGCGAUUCCCAUUGAUUGCAGUGUGACCACAUGUGUGUUCCUGAGGGCAAUAUGGUCCAGUACUGUGCAGAUGGUGCCUUGCCUUUCCAAAAAGACUGUUUUUUUUCUUUUAAGGCAGAAUAUAGUUUCCAUUUACUUCACACUGACUUUUUCCUGUAAGAACAAUUUCCACACUGAUCUUUCAUCAUAGUUCUAGCUGCCUUCAAAGUCAGUUGUAAGCUGGUUCACAGAUAAAUGUAGAUCAAUGUUGAUCUGUUUGUUACCUGUUAUAUGGUAUGCCUAUAACUUACUAAAGGUGAUAAGCUCUCUGAGCCAGAUGCACUUAUCUGGCAUUUCAUUGUCCCUAGAAGACUAAAUUAGCUUCAGAUAACAAAAUGGUAUACUGUUUCUCUGAAAAAGGUCAUAGUGUGUUAUCAUUAUUUUCUUCUCUGAAUCCGCUAAUAGCUCUCAAAAAAAAAAAAAAAAAAAAAAAAAAAAAAAAAAAAAGAAGUUAGUCAUUUCAAUGUAACAAACAGCUGUAUGAUGGAAUGAUUUUUUUUUUGCUUCUCACCUGAGGCUGUUUCAUAAAGAUCAAAAGCAGUAAGAUCUGGGACAGCACCACAACCUGGAUCUUCUGUGCUGUAGCAUAUAUAUUUAUGUUCAUUUUCUUUUUUUAUUGGUCUCAUUUAUUUAUGUAUUUUACACAUUGUUAUGUCUUGGUGCUAUACUGAUUAAAAUGAUCUGUACAGUA
This is a messenger RNA of Dromaius novaehollandiae (emu), 5923 nucleotides long. RefSeq names its product plakophilin 4 (gene PKP4). Gene Ontology annotation, biological process: cell-cell adhesion; cell-cell junction assembly. Bases 58 to 3801 code for a protein of 1247 amino acids. Gene Ontology annotation, cellular component: cytoplasm; nucleus; plasma membrane. Gene Ontology annotation, molecular function: cadherin binding. The record is from RefSeq and is a predicted model, not a curated record. The transcript is spliced from 21 exons. Lineage: Eukaryota; Metazoa; Chordata; Aves; Casuariiformes; Dromaiidae.